AUACGAUACGAUAUUUAUUCCAUAAAAUAAAAUGGGACCCAUUACAUUACAUUUUUAUAUCAUAUAUAUUUUUCUUAAAGAAAUUAAAAGAAGAGUGUAAGAAAGAAAAUUGCAGAUUCUCGUUUUCUGACAACAACAUUAUCUGUGUGAUUUUCUUUUCUAUUCUCUUCUUUUGUGGCGUUUACGUCAAGAAGGAUUUGAAAACAUUGCAAUUUCUCACAUUUCAGAUUCCAAAGUUUGAAAUUUUCUCCCAUAAUUUCUCACCCAGAUAAGUUUUCAUUCUUGGGUUUUUUUUUUGUUUUUCAUUUUCAUCAAUCUCUAUCUACAAGGGAAUUUCAUUCUCAUUCAAAUCUGAGUUGGGUUGUUCUUUUCCUCUCUCUGAGUUGGGAUUUGUAUCAUCAGAAACAAAUCCCGAUUUAGAGAGAUGGGUAUGUUUGUUUGUUUUUUUUUUCUCUUCAAAUUUUUCAGAUUCUAGCCAUUAUCAUCAUAAUGACCAUAACCUAGUUUAUUCAUUCUUCACUUAUACAAUACAACUUUGAGCUUGUUUCAUUGUAACAACCACUGUUUUAUAUUGUUUUGGUUAUGUUGUAUCAAUUUGAUUGUUGAACAUGUUCUUGAGUUGAGUUGAUUCAACUAUAAGUGUUGUGGACUAGGAGGGCUGGGUUCAAAAUGGGGAGGAAAAAGAAGCAAGUAGGAGAAACAAGUGAAGAAAAUGGGAAUCAUAAUAAGGUCGAGGAUAAAAGCUCGAAUGCAUAUGAUAAUGAUACUAUGAUAUUUAUAUGUAAGGCUCACGAGUUGAAGGAAGAAGGAAACAGGAUGUUCCAAAAGAGGGAUCUUCAAGGAGCUAUGGUAAAGUAUGAGAAAGCACUCAAAUUGCUUCCGACAAAGCAUAUUGAUGUGUCAUAUGUGCGGAGUAACAUGGCUGCAUGCUAUAUGCAGAUGGGACUUGGUGAGUACCCUAGGGCGAUAAAUGAAUGUAAUUUGGCUCUUGAAGUUACUCCGAAAUACAGUAUAGCUUUGUUGAAGAGAGCGAGGUGCUAUGAGGCUUUGAAUAGACUGGAUUUAGCAUUGACUGAUGUUAGUGCUGUUUUGAGUAUGGAGCCGAAUAAUAUCAUGGCAUUGGAGAUCUCGGGUAAGGUGAAACGGGAACUUGAAGAUAGAGGGUUAAGAGUGAACGAUGCGCAAAUUGAGUUGCCUCCGGAUUAUGUUGAACCUCCUUUUGCCGUGCCUUCUGAAAAGGUAGCGAAAGAAAAGAAACACAAGAAGAAGAGCAAAAAAGAGAAGGUCAAGGCUACUGAUGAAAUUUUAGCGAAGCAAGCUGAGGAGAAACUUGAAGAGAAGAAAGACGAGGACAAUAUUGAAGCAAUUGAGGCGGAGGGCGGUCACAAAGAUAAAAAAAAGGCUAAUAAAUCUAAAAAGAAGGCGGCCAAGGAAAAAAAAGAAAAAAAGAAAGAUGAUGUUAAAGAGGUCAAUGCUGAAAAAUGUAACGGUAGAAGUGAAGAUGUACCUAAGAAAACAGCAAAACUUAUUUUUGGCGAUGAUAUAAGAUGGGCUCAAUUGCCGGUUAAUUGCAGCCUCUUUCAGCUAAGAGAAGUUAUUUGUGACCGGUUCCCGAGCUUAGGAGCAGUUCUUGUCAAAUAUAGAGAUCAAGAAGGUGAUUUGAUCACAAUCACUUCUGAUGAAGAAUUGAAGUGGGCUGAAACAGGAUUGCAGGGUUCUGUCCGACUGUAUAUAGUAGAAGCUAAUCCUAACCACGAUCCAUUCUAUCAGAAACUUCAUGUGAAGGAUGUUGAAAUUGAUAAUGCUGCUACGAAUGGUUGCAUGAUGAAAUCAAAGGAAAUUAUUAUCUCAUCUUGUAUUGAGGAUUGGGUAAUUCAGUUUGCACAAUUGUUCAAGAGCCACGUUGGAUUUGAAUCUGACAGAUACUUAGAUUUUCAUGAACUCGGGAUGAAGCUCUAUUCAGAAGCUGUGGAAGAGACUAUUACAAGCGAAGAAGCGCAAGGCCUUUUUGACAUGGCAGGAGGAAAAUUCCAAGAGAUGACAGCUAUAGCAUUGUUCAAUUGGGGAAAUGUGCAUAUGUCCAGAGCAAGGAAGAAAGUCUAUUUAACCGAUGAUUCUUCUAAAGAGCAUAUGCAUGAACAAAUAAAAAGUUCAUAUGAAUGGGCGCAGAAUGAAUAUGUAAAAGCCGGAGAAAAAUUUGAAGCAGCCAUUAAAAUUAAGUCAGAAUUUUUUGAAGGCUUCCUUGCUCUAGGUCAGCAGAGGUUUGAACAAGCGAAACUUUCUUGGUAUUACGCACUAAGUAGUAAUAUAGAUUUAGCAACAUGGCCCUCCACAGAGGUUCUUCAUCUUUACAACAGUGCUGAGGAGAAUAUGGAGAAAGGAAUGCUGAUAUGGGAAGAAUCGCAAGAGCAGCAGCUGAGUGAAACCUCCAAUAUUGGAUUGGACAGGCUAUUUAAAAAUAUGUCAUCGGGUGAAACUGCUUCACUGGUGGCAAACAUGAGGUCUCAGAUAAAUCUCUUGUGGGGUACCAUGCUAUACGAACGCUCGAUUUUGGAAUUCAAAUUAGGGCUACCAGUAUGGCAUGAGUCUUUGGAAGUUUCAAUUGAGAAGUUUGAACAUGCAGGAGCUUCUCCAACGGAUACAGCUGUAAUGUUGAAAAACCACUGUUCAAAUAACACUGCUGUAGAAGGUCUAGGUUUCAAAAUUGAUGAAAUAGUACAGGCAUGGAAUGAGAUGUAUGAAGCUAAAAAGUUGCAGAAAGGAGUUCUGUCCUUUCGCUUAGAACCCUUGUUCAGAAGAAGAGUAUCAAAAAUAUACCACGCCUUUGAGCUUGUAUGAAUUGCAUCCUUUAUGCAAGUUGUUGAAGAUUAACAAAGUCAACACUCACAUAGGUUGAUUCUGUGCCUAAAAUGCCAUUGUCUACAUAAAGGUUUAUUUUGCUAUUUUCUGGAGUGUGGUUUCGAGUUCAACAUUGUUGUUAUAGAAAAGAAGGAAAAAAACUAUUCUCUGCAUUGUGCUUGAUUAGGUUUUCGAAGAAUGUAGGAGAUUGUGAGUUAAUUUACAGGUUGGGAAGAUAGAGAUGCAGGAAUUGCUUUUAACUCAAUUUCUGCCUUUGCUCACAUUGCCUUCCCUUUUAUGGUUAGGUUUAGGAUGAUUUGAUUUUAUACAGAAAGCAGUGGGAAAUGUAUUAGUUUGUGUUUUUUCCUUGUUCUGUAAUUUAUCCAUUUGUAAACUACUUGUUGAGUUAGUGUUUCUUUGUGAAA
Messenger RNA from Trifolium pratense (red clover), 3263 nucleotides. Its product is annotated as protein PHOX1-like. The record is from RefSeq and is a predicted model, not a curated record. NCBI's taxonomy places the organism in Eukaryota, Viridiplantae, Streptophyta, Magnoliopsida, Fabales, Fabaceae. The transcript has 3 exons. Gene Ontology annotation, molecular function: protein binding. Bases 670 to 2838 code for a protein of 722 amino acids.